UGAAGUUGUGGAGAAGAGGAUAUCGGAGACAUCCAGCUACACCGAGGAGGAGGAAAGUAGAGGCUCUCUUCUUAUCGUUUCACUCUUCAGGCUGGGGAAUACAAUUAAGUCCUCGGAAGGCGGCUGAGAGAAAGCAAGGAAACGAGUUUGUGGCAUUUAAUUGGAGACCAAGCAUACCUAACAGUAUGCGGUGCAGUUAUGGCCGGCAAGGGUAAGACUGUCGUAAGGACGCUGGAGGAUUUAACGCUUGAUUCUGGUUAUGGUGGAGCCGCGGACUCGGUCAGGUCGUCCAGCGUGUCGCUGUGCUGCUCCGACACGCAUCAGUCCUUCUCGCAUGGGGGCAACUGCUGGCAUCUGACCGAAUCCAUGCACAGCAGACAGAACAGUUUGGACACAGUCAACACCGUCCUGGCGGAGGACACGGAGAUACUGGAGUGCUCGGGUCAGUGCGCCAAGCUGCCCGAGCUGGAGGACGUGCCAUGGAGCCUCGGCGAGGUGGAGGGCGCACUGAGGAAAGACGAGGAGCUGAUGGUGGGCAACCCGCCACCGGAGGUCUUGGCGCGGCUGUCGGCUCUCAUCAGCCGCGCGCUGGUGAGGGUGGCCCGGGAGGCGCAGCGGCUCAGCUUGCGCUACGCCAAGUGCACCAAACACGAGAUCCAGAGCGCCAUCAAGGUGGUGCUCUCAUGGACCAUCUCCGUCAACUGCAUCACGUCGGCUCUCAGCGCCCUGUCCCUCUACAACAUGAGCACCGGGGACAAGUUCAGCCGCGGCAAGUCGGAGCGCUGCGGGCUGGUGUUCUCCGUGGGGAAGUUCUUCAGGUGGAUGGUGGAUAGUCGGGUGGCGCUCAGGAUCCACGAACACGCCGCCAUAUACCUCACCGCCUGCAUGGAGAGUCUGUUCCGGGAGGUGUUCAGCCGCGUCCUGCGCAGCGCGCUGGUGGAGAGGGACAACGGGAUCCCCAAGUUUACGCUGGAGUCGCUGGAGCAAGCCAUCAACAACGACUCGGAGGUGUGGGGUCUGCUGCAGCACUACCAGCACCUCAUUUGUGGCAAGAAUUCAAGUGGUGUUCUGAGCCUGCCGGAGAGCCUGAACCUGCACCGGGACCAGCAGCGCUCGGGGAGGGCCGGGGAGUGUCAGGGGUACACCCAGGCCGAGCUCCGCACGCUGGAACAGUCGCUGCUCGCGACGAGGGUGGGCAGCAUCGCAGAGCUGAGUGAUUUGGUGUCCCGGGCCAUGCACCACCUCCAGCCGCUGCACAUCAAGAACCCCAGCAAUGGGACUCCAGUCCACCAGAAGACCACCACCACAGUGCACUGGGAGCCCGAGGCCCUCUAUACCCUGUGUUACUUCAUGCACUGCCCACAGAUGGAGUGGGAGAACCCCAACGUUGAGCCCUCCAAAGUCACCUUACAGACUGAGAGGCCGUUCCUGGUCCUGCCGCCGCUGAUGGAGUGGAUCCGGGUGGCCGUCGCCCACACUGAGCAUCGACGAAGCUUCUCUGUGGACAGCGAUGACGUGAGGCAGGCCGCCAGGCUGCUGCUCCCCGGUGUGGACUGCGAACCUCGACAGAUAAAGGCGGAGGAUUGUUUCUGUGCCACCAGAAAGCUGGACGCAGCCUCCACAGAGGCCAAGUUCCUGCAGGAUCUGGGCUUCAGGAUGCUCAACUGCGGACGGACGGACCUGGUCAAGCAGGCCGUGAACCUGCUGGGGCCUGAUGGCAUUAACAGCAUGAGCGAACAGGGAAUGACCCCUCUCAUGUACGCCUGCGUCCGCGGCGACGAGGCCAUGGUCCAGAUGCUGCUCGACGCCGGAGCCGACAUCAACAGCGAGGUGCCAAGCACAGUAAACAAGCACCCCUCAGUUUAUCCUGAAACGCGCCAGGGGACGCCACUCACUUUCGCCGUGUUACACGGACACGUCCCUGUCGUGCAGUUGCUGCUGGAUAAUAGAGCGAAUGUGGAGGGCGCCCUGCAGGAUGGGGCGGAGAACUACACAGAGACCCCGCUUCAGCUGGCCGCUGCUGCAGGUAACUUUGAGUUGGUGAGUUUGCUUUUGGAGAGAGGGGCCGACCCCAUGAUCGGGACCAUGUGUCGAAACGGCAUCUCGUCCGCCCCGCUGGGGGACAUGAACUCGUACAGCCUGGCAGCGGCGCAUGGCCACAGGAAUGUAUUUCGGAAGCUCCUGGCCCAGUCGGAGAAGGAAAAGGGGGACGUGCUGUCCCUGGAGGAGAUCCUGGCCGAGGGCUCAGAACACGGGGAGAAGAGGUUGGCACCGCAGGCCAACGGCGGAGGGACCCUUCGAACAGGAAAGGCCAAACUGAGGGCCCUGAGAGAGGCCAUGUACCAUAGCGCAGAGCACGGCCAUGUGGACAUCACCAUAGACAUCCGCAGCUUAGGCGUUCCCUGGACGCUGCACACCUGGCUCGAGUCCCUGCGUACCUGCUUCAUCCAGCACCGCCGGCCGCUGAUCCAAGGCCUGCUCAAAGACUUCAGCUGCAUCCAGGAGGACGAGUACACGGAGGAGCUCAUCACGCACGGCCUGCCGCUCAUGUUCCAGAUCCUCCGAGCCAGCAAGAACGAGGUGAUAAGCCAGCAGCUGUCAGUCAUCUUCACCCAGUGCUACGGGCCCUUUCCCAUCCCUAAGCUGACAGAGAUCAAGAAGAAGCAGACCUCGCGCUUAGACCCCCACUUCCUGAACAACAAGGACAUGUCUGAUGUUACUUUCCUGGUCGAGGGGAAACCGUUUUAUGCACAUAAAGUUCUGCUGUUUACAGCGUCACCCAGGUUCAAGUCACUGCUGCAGAACCGACCAGCAGCAGAGAACACCUGUAUUGAGAUCAGCCACGUCAAGUACAACAUUUUCCAUCUGGUCAUGCAGUAUCUGUACUGCGGAGGCACUGAGUCAUUGCACAUACGCAACACUGAAGUUAUGGAGCUCCUCUCUGCAGCCAAAUUCUUCCAGCUAGAGGCCCUUCAGAGACACUGUGAGAUCAUCUGCUCCAAGAACAUCACCACGGAAACCUGCGUGGACCUCUACAAACACGCCAAGUUCCUUGGUGCCUCGGAGCUUACUGCUUUCAUCGAGGGCUAUUUCCUGAAGAACAUGGUGCUGCUGAUUGAACUCGACGGCUUCAAGCAGCUGCUGUACGAGCCUCCUCCACCCGAGAGCCCCGUGUCCAGCCCCGGCAUCUACUCCGACAUCCUCCUCGACCUGGAGAAGACUCUGGCCAUACGCAUCCGCUCCAUCCACCUCUCCACCUCCAAGGGCUCCGUGGUGUGACGUCGUCCUCUCCGAAGCCCUCCGAUCCAGGCACAGCAUCCAUGUAACGCCACUUUUAACGCCCUGCUAUACAGCCCCGUCCACGUGUCCCACCCCCCCACUGAAGAGGGGCUGUCGGAGGUUUUUAUGUCAGGGAUUCCCUUUAAUUCUGCCUGUUGCAGCCCCCUUGAGAGUUACCGUUGGCAUACGUGACAAAAUCAGAGAGAGAACGUUCUCGCCUUGAACUCUGUUGUCCUAAUAGCUCCCACCGAUCACUUCCCACCCCCACAAUAAAAAACUGUAAAAGAAAAAAAAAAAAAAAAA
Molecule: messenger RNA, 3582 nt
Organism: Chelmon rostratus (copperband butterflyfish)
Lineage: Eukaryota; Metazoa; Chordata; Actinopteri; Chaetodontiformes; Chaetodontidae
Product: ankyrin repeat and BTB/POZ domain-containing protein BTBD11-A
Exons: 17
Coding region: 199-3279 (1026 amino acids)
Molecular function (GO): protein heterodimerization activity
Source: RefSeq, a predicted model, not a curated record